GAGGUCACCCCUCACUUCGAGACGUUGCCUUAUCCUCCCACACGGAACUUGUUGACUUGGACAAAUAUUUUUUUCCCAAUUAAAAUGUGUCUUCCAAAAGUGGAGAUUGUCGUGAGCGUCGUGGUCCUCGUUGUGAUGAUGGGUGGACUCCAGGAGGUGGUCGCUCAGGAGGAAACAAUGUGUCGUGGCGUCGCAUUGAACAUGACUGAUAAGCAAAAGGGGAUGAUCACUGAAUGUUUAACAGAGAGUAAAAUUAAAUCCGUUUGGAAAAUCCCGGCAGAUAAGCUGAGUUGCUUUGGAGUCUGCAUUUUGAAAAAGAAGGAGUUGUUGACGGCGGAGGGCAAACUGGAUCAUGACAAGAUUUUCUCAUACGUCGAGAUGGUCAUGAAGCCGGACGAGGUUAAAAAACCGAUGAAGGACGGAAUUGAGAAGUGCUUGAAGGAGCAUGGGGACAAGGUGCAGGUGAAGGAUGACACGAAAUGCAUGACUUUCUUGGAAGCAGGACAAUGCGUGCACGACGUGUUUUUCGAGCUCUGCAUGGACGACAGUCGCAGAAGGAGAUAAGUCGCGAACCGGAAAUGGGUCGAAAUAUUUUAAACGACACGGAAAUAAUGGAUGUCCACUCAAUCUAAUGAUUUGUUUUAAUUAAUAUACACGCAUCUAAAUUGUCAAGUGAAGAAAUAAAAUUGGUAUUUGAGCAUCAAAAA
Molecule: messenger RNA, 707 nt
Organism: Folsomia candida
Lineage: Eukaryota; Metazoa; Arthropoda; Collembola; Entomobryomorpha; Isotomidae
Exons: 6
Coding region: 85-564 (159 amino acids)
Molecular function (GO): odorant binding
Source: RefSeq, a predicted model, not a curated record